AUGGGUCAAUCGCAUUCCAAGGGCAACGCCAGCUCGGGCGACCCGUUGCAGUCGUACCCGUCCUUUUCGAAAUCCGACACCAAAGAAUCCAUCCGCUCGUUCCGCGGCUCUAUUCGCUCAAAAAUCCGCAGCACCGACAGCCCUCGUGCCUCGACAACCGCCCUCUCCCAGACCGAAAGCCAGGGUGACAAGUCCGAUGCAGGCUCAGUCAGAUCCAGUCGCCCGGGCUCCGUCGCCGGCCUCUCAGCCCCAGGAUCUGAGAAUGUCUCACGCACAGGCACACCGGAGCCCCCACCAUCGCCCUCGCUGUCCUCCAGUCUCAAGCGCGGCCAUAAGGAUGUGAAUGCGAUGCAGCAGAGUGGCGAGGUGGACCUUGUGUCCGAUGGCCCUCCAUCUGGCGGUCCACCUGCCGGAACUGCUUUGAAGGCUGGCGAAUCGAUCUUGAUCAAGCGUGAAAAUCAGCUGAACCCUAUCUUGGAUUUCAUUCUCAACGCCCCGCUCGAAACCUCCGGGUCUCCCGGAAUGGGUAUGGGUGCUCUGAAGUCGAUCGACUUGGACGACAUGAUCUCGAGACUGUUGGAUGCUGGUUAUUCCACCAAGGUCACCAAGACCGUUUGUCUCAAGAAUGCCGAGAUCACCGCUAUCUGUUCGGCCGCUCGGGAGCUCUUCCUUUCCCAGCCAGCCCUCUUGGAGCUGUCUGCUCCGGUCAAGAUCGUUGGUGACGUCCACGGUCAGUAUACCGAUCUGAUUCGCCUCUUCGAGAUGUGCGGUUUCCCGCCCGCAUCGAACUACCUCUUCCUGGGUGAUUACGUCGAUCGAGGCAAGCAGAGCCUGGAGACGAUUCUCCUGCUGAUGUGCUAUAAGCUCAAAUAUCCGGAGAACUUCUUCCUGCUCCGUGGUAAUCACGAGUGUGCUAACGUCACACGGGUAUAUGGUUUCUAUGACGAGUGUAAGCGACGUUGCAACAUCAAGAUCUGGAAGGGCUUCAUCGAUACCUUCAACUGCCUUCCUAUUGCCUCCAUCGUGGCCGGCAAGAUUUUCUGUGUGCACGGUGGAUUGUCGCCCAGUCUGUCGCAUAUGGACGAUAUUAGGGGUAUCGCCCGCCCAACCGACGUUCCCGACUAUGGUCUACUGAAUGAUCUCUUGUGGAGUGAUCCGGCAGACAUGGAGGAGGAUUGGGAGCCGAAUGAACGUGGUGUUAGUUAUUGCUUCGGCAAGAAGGUGAUCAUGAACUUUUUGCAACGUCAUGACUUUGAUUUGGUGUGCCGUGCGCACAUGGUAGUCGAGGAUGGAUAUGAGUUCUACCAGGACCGGAUUCUGGUGACCGUCUUCUCAGCACCUAACUACUGUGGCGAGUUCGACAACUGGGGUGCUAUCAUGUCAGUCUCUGGGGAGCUCCUCUGUAGCUUCGAGCUCUUGAAGCCUCUGGAUUCGACCGCCCUUAAGAAUCACAUCAAGAAGGGCCGUAACAAGAGGAACAGCAUGCUGAGCAGUCCUCCGGCACUGCCCUCCGCUCAGAGUUUCUAG
Penicillium cataractarum is the source of this 1527-nucleotide messenger RNA. It is a transcript of the gene phzA, whose product is annotated as putative serine/threonine protein phosphatase. Bases 1 to 1527 code for a protein of 508 amino acids. Gene Ontology annotation, molecular function: protein serine/threonine phosphatase activity. NCBI's taxonomy places the organism in Eukaryota, Fungi, Ascomycota, Eurotiomycetes, Eurotiales, Aspergillaceae. Gene Ontology annotation, cellular component: cytoplasm; nucleus. The transcript has 3 exons. The record is from RefSeq and is a predicted model, not a curated record.